GGAAAGUGUUCCUCUCUGGCUUCCCGGGCAGAGCUGUCUUGACCGGUCGGAGAGCCCGGCCCGUCGCGACGGACUGAGAGCAAGGCAUCGCUGGCACCCAGCGGCCGAGAGGACACCCCGCUGAAGGAUGGCAAUGCGGAGGCCCAAGAGCAGGAGAGGAGCGGCCCAGGCGCAGCCGGGCUCGGGCGAGCCGUGCGUGACUGGGCGGGAGAAGUACCUGCGCCAGGAAUGCGCCACCCUGUCGGAGCACAUCGACCUGUACACGCAGCGCAUGAAGGACUUUGAGGGGCAGAACGAGGGCCUGGACAAGGAGGCCCGGGAGAUCCGGGAGAACAACAAGGCCUACCUGUCCUACCUGGCCAAGCGCACGCUCCGGUGCCAGGACGCCAUCAUCACGCUGAACGACCAGAACCGCUCCGAGCUCACGCAGGUCCUGAAGCAGAAGGAAGAGCUGACCUCGCAGUACACGGACAAGGAGAAGGAGGUGCGGAGCCAGCUCAUUGAGAUGGAGACCAAGUACUCGCUCAUGAACAAGGAGGUCGAGGAGCUGAAGCCCUUCAAGGAGCUGCAGGCGGAGCAGCUGGCCCGCAUCCGGGAGCUGGAGAGGGAGCUGCUGGCCAUGAAGAUCCACCACUCGGAGCAGAUGCACCUGGUCAAGAGCCGGUUCCUGCAGCAGAAGGCCGAGUACGAGGCCGAGUCCCAGCAGAAGGUGCAGGCGCUGGCCAAGCGGGCCGAGAAGGAGGCCGUGCGCAGCCUCAUCCAGCACACCAAGCAGAUCAAGGCCGAGAACCGGCAGCUGCGCGACGAGCUGCUCAGCCUCAUCAAGCGGGCCCACGGCCUGGACGCCAUCGUCCGCCAGCUCAGGGAGCAGAGGGCGCAGCUGCUUCGGGAGAUGCGGUACUGCCAGGGCCUGGCGGACAAGCGCCGAUGGCUCACGCAGAAAGGGCAAGGGCCCCGCGGCCGACUGGGCCAGAACGGGGCCGUGCUCCCUCCGGCCAACAAGGAGCCUGCACCACCACCACCACCACCACCCACAGUGGUCCCCGCAAGCCCACGGACAGCCACAGAGAGCCUCCUCCUUGCGGGAAGGGUCCCGAGACCCCCGAGCGGGCUGUCAGUGCGGCCCAGCAGAAGCCCCCCUGCCGAGGAGGAGCAGCAGGAGUGACCGGCCCCAAGGGAAGAAGCAGAGGGUGAGCUGUCAGUCAUUGGCAGACUGAGGACAGGCCCGGGGACCCCACUUGGCGGGGCAAGGGGCUCUCCAAAGCCAGUCCAGCCACCAGGACCACCCCCGGCUGCCAAAGCAUGCUGGGUUUGUUACCAUCAGCACUGAGGAGAAGGGUGGGGAAGACGUGCAUGAAAACAAAAUAAAGGAUGCCAUGAAUACUGUGUUAAUGUGGGAUUUGUGUAUUAGUAGUGUUUAAAUGAAAUUUGUGUCUAGCAUGUAUUGCAUCAUCCAGGAAAUGCUAUAGUGUGUAAAGAGUUAAUUUGGUAAGAAGCUGUAUUGACCUUGGAUAUGUGGCUGGAGCCAGAGAGGAGUGUCCAGACUACAAGUGUGUUUGUAUAUAGCUGAUUGCAUCAGAUGAGAUCUGUUCUGCUGCUGAGAAGAUCUGUGCUGAACCUUAAAGAUGUCCUUUAAUCCAUUUUCAGUGGGACAGAUUGCACUUUCAGAGAAAGAAGUAGGCACUCAGACCCCAGUCCUGGUGUGGUCACAGCCAUCCUUGUUACACAGACCAAGGGGAAACAUAUCCUCAGCAGUCACUCCACGCACAUUCAUUCCACAUGCAGACUCACCACCUUCUUCGUUCAGGCCGUCUUGGAGGGCUCUGCAUUCCUCGCAGACCUGGCACACUUUCCCAAGAGGAAAGGAUCUCCUCAUGGAGAACUGAUGGAAUCAACAUGUUUUAGCUGGAAAACAACUUGUCAGUCAUUUACAACUGUUGUGAAGACUUGAUGUGAUGACAGGGAUGGAAUCUUUUUGGAUCCCACCACUGCCACCAAAAUGCGAAGGAUUCACCUUCUACCUCUACGUGUUCCACUUUUCUAUAUUAUCGCUGCCACCACCUUUGAAAGAUACUUUGCUCAAAUAAUAAGCAACAUUUGAAGAAACAGUAACUUGUUUAUUUAUAGCACAAAGCUUGAUGGUUGCAAGAAUGUUAUAACUUGAGGUGAACGAUGUUACUUCUGUACAGUAAGUGUUGCAAGAUUUCUCAAUAGUUUCACUGAGCUUAGUAUGGUAUCAGCUUUAUAUUACUUGUUUCUUUCAGUUAGGAAUACUGUCCUUCUUGAACUUAGUUGACCUGUACCUGAUCAAACUUGGAUUGGGGAGUUUAACUGGUUAACCCUAGUCCUCCUUGACUUAGGGAUAUAGCCUCAGCUCUUUAGUUAUUCCUACUAAAGGCUCAGCAACUUUAAUUUUAGCCCUUCUCCGCUAAAACUCUCUAGCUGCUCAACUUCCUCCCACAAUCUCUUUUUUUCGAUCACACUCCUUUCUCACUGAACAGAACCAACUGCUCUGCUCAACCGACAAACUCCAACUGCCCAAUUCCAACUGCUAAAUUUUGAAUUCUAAGGCUUCCACCAGCAAGGUGAAGCCACGCCCCUUUUCCUGGCCAUGCCUUAGAGGCUCCCAGCUUCUGUAUAAGAAUAGCUGAAAGAUAUAACCUUAAACAGUCAACCUAAACAUAGCAAUCAUGAAUAAAACACAAUGAUCAUGACAUCUUUACAGUGUGUUUGUAUAUAGCUGAUUGCAUCUGAUGAGCUCUGUUCUGCCUGCUGAGAAGAUCUGUGCUGUUUGUCUAGAUUGAAAGUCCUGUAUCUAUCAUCUGCAAGUUUGUUUGUCUUGUCAAGUAAAACUUUGUAAAUAUUUUUA
This is a messenger RNA of Anolis carolinensis (green anole), 2869 nucleotides long. Its product is annotated as coiled-coil domain-containing protein 166. Lineage: Eukaryota; Metazoa; Chordata; Lepidosauria; Squamata; Anolidae. The coding region runs from base 128 to 1165 and encodes 345 amino acids. The record is from RefSeq and is a predicted model, not a curated record. The transcript has 3 exons.